AUGGCCGAAGUCUCAACGCCCAAUGGCCUAUCGCGAAAGCGCAAAGAUUUUGACGAUGGGUCGGUCACUCCGGCAGUAAAACGUCUACGAAUCCACGAAUCGAAUGACGAGUUGAAUGGACAGGAACCAGAACAGGAGACAGGAGGCGCAAAUGGGAGGACGGAGGAAGGAGAGGACGAGGAGGAAGACUUGAAUGUUCCAGCCAGACCGAUACGACAAGAAGCCCCUCCAGAAGGCUUCGACGAUCUAUACCUGGAUACCAUCAAUCGCAGUGUCCUCGAUUUCGAUUUCGAGAAACUCUGUUGCGUCUCACUCUCCAAUAUUAACGUCUACGCCUGCCUAGUUUGCGGAAAGUACUACCAAGGACGGGGCCCUAAAUCGCAUGCGUAUUUCCAUGCCCUAGAAGUUGGACAUCAUGUUUAUAUCAACAUGCAGACACAAAAGGUGUACGUCCUACCAGAGGGCUACGAGGUAAAGAACAAGAGCUUAGAUGACAUCAAAUUUGUUUCCGACCCGCGAUAUACCAAAGAACAAGUCAUGACCCUCGACCGAGAAGCCAAAACCGCCUGGACUCUAGGAGGAAAAGAAUACACGCCGGGCUUCGUAGGAAUGAACAACAUCAAAGACAAUGACUACUUCAACGUCGUAGUCCAAGCCUUAUCCCACGUUCCCCCAUUACGAAACUACUUCAUGCUCGAAGAUUCCACAAGCAAGCCCGAACUUGUCAAACGACUCUCCAUCCUCAUCCGCAAAAUUUGGAAUCCCCGCGCCUUCAAAUCCCAUGUCUCACCUCACGAACUCCUUCAAGAAAUCUCCUUACGAUCAAACAAAAAGUUUACAUUAACAGCCCAAUCCGACCCCGUGGACUUUCUCUCCUGGUUCCUAAACAACUUGCACCUCUCCCUUGGAGGAUCAAAAACCAAACCCGGAACAAGCAUGAUUCAAAAAUGCUUCCAAGGAAAACUCAAAGUCGAAUCCCAAGCCAUAACCGCCAAAGCCGACGCAGGAGACCGUCUGCGCUUCGAAUCCGCCGCUGAAGUAAGGAGUGAAACAACACGCUAUCUAAUGCUCACCCUGGACCUACCCACGGCGCCUUUAUUCCAAGACGAACUAGAAAGGAACAUCAUCCCCCAAAUCCCCCUAACAUCCAUCCUAUCAAAAUACGACGGUCUCAAGUCCCAAGAACACCUCAACAGCAGACGCCGCUACCGUCUCCUCCACCCUCUCCCCCCCUACCUCCUCUUCCACAUCAAACGCUUCUCCAAAAACAAAUUCGUCGAAGAGCGCAACCCCACCAUCGUCACCUUCGACGCGAGGAACCUCGACAUGUCACCCUACGUGGAGCCCAAUCCCGCGAUCCACCCCAUGGGCGAGCCAAUCUGGUACGACCUCGUCGCAAACAUCGUGCACGAAGCGGUUCGCGGACGCGAAGACAGUGUCGAGGGCGAGGAAGCGAAGAAAGUGUGGAAGGUACAGGUUGUUAAUAAGGCGGGGGGUGAUUCCUGGGUUCAGAUCCAGGAUUUGUUCGUCCAGGGGACGCAGAGGGAGCUUUUGUAUUUAGGGGAGACGUAUCUGCAGGUUUGGGAGAGGAGGAGGGAGGGGAAGGGGAAGGGGAAGAAGGUUAAUGGGAGGGCUUAG
This is a messenger RNA of Hymenoscyphus albidus, 1638 nucleotides long. The record is from the annotation of a GenBank genome assembly. NCBI's taxonomy places the organism in Eukaryota, Fungi, Ascomycota, Leotiomycetes, Helotiales, Helotiaceae.